UGUCACAACACACUGCUAACCUCAAAUAAACAAAACUUUUUCUUUUAUAAUUUUAAACAAUGUAAAUAAAGUGGCAGUUAUGUCGAACACAGACUUAGUACAGUGUAAAUUCUGCAAAAUUCCGCUCCCUAGUAGUGCAUGGGGCCAUCACGUCUACGGAAACGAACACGUGAAAAAUACCCCGGCCGGACUCCUCAUCAGAGGAAUCUUGGAAAAGUGGCAAAUCGACGAAGCGCAUGAAUAUUUCGGACAGUUUGGUACAAUCAAAACGAAACGUGUGGACGUAAUUGACGCGAAAAAGAACCUAGUUUUAUUAUAUUAUGAUUUUCAGCAUCGAAUAUCCCAUUCGGUUAUUGCGCACCAAGAUCACACACUGUUUGGCAACAAAAUGACAAUCUUGUGGAAGGUGAAGAACACGACGAAUUUAAAAGCGGACACAAACACGACGCAAGAAAACGACGACAUUAGUGAAAAUGGUGCAACUACCCCUCUAAGCUCUCAUGUUCCAGAAGUGGAAGAAAACGAUGCGACCAAUGACAAAAUCACUACGUAUGAAGUUAAUUCUUCCGGCCAGUUCGUCAUCGCGAAGAGUGACGAAGAAUCCCGACACAAUUCCGAAACGCUUGAAGACGGUGAAAUUAUUUACGACGAACUGGAAAAUCGUCUGCACUGUGUGAACAGUCGGGGCAGAGAUUCUAGAUCUAGUUCUAGUUCGUACGAUGGACGGCGCAGACGCUCUAGAUCCAGAUCACGAUCGAAAUCGCACGAACGAAGAAGACCGAAGCGGGCACGAAGAAGAAGUAGGAGUCCCCGACCGAGAAAAAAAUCGUUUUUGGAGGAAAUUCGGGAUAAGUUGAACGCACUCGGUAGUCCCGGGAUGCCGGCAGCUAAUUCUUAUAGUUUGUCUGGGUUUAACGUGUCUUAUCCAGCCCCUCCUCCACUUAUUUAUCAACUGGGGGAGACGGAAGUACCACAGAGUGACCCAGGACUGUUAACUAGUACCCAAAGUAGUACUAAGCAAACACCGCAACACUUGAAUAAACUUCUCGCUGACAAGAAAAUCAGUCUUUCUGAUUAUCUAGCCAUCCUAGGAAAAAAUGUCCAAUCGCAACCAAACAAGAAAAAAAACAAAAUACUCUCUCAAUGUAAAGAAGCCCUCAGAGUUAUGAACAACCAACACCUCAAAAAGCUUCGUUUACCACCACCAACGCCACCUAAACCCCAACUAUUCACAUCCCCCCUAGUCAAAAACGUGGUCAAGUUUAGUUUUACUUCACCUUUGAAAAGUCCCGCGAGAAGUCCAUUCGCGGACUCCCUCCUCAAGAUUCUCGAUUUCGUCGGAUUUUUGAAAGAGCCACACGACGUUCAAGCUCUUAUUGACUCAGUUGCCCACGAUUUGACUUCCGGUGCCAUUAUUAACGACGAAAUCGCGGCGAAAAUGCUGCAGAUUUCGUUGCUAAGUUCGGAAUGUGGUAAUAACGAAAGUAAAAAACGGGUGGCAAGCGUGGGCACGCAGUGUAUAGAACGAAGAAACGUGGGUGUGCAAAUCAAGUUUUUACCAAAGACUUUAACCAAGACUGAGUACGUGUUAGGAAGCAAAAAUCGAUCUGAAGAAAAUGGCAAGAAAUUAAGACAAACGCGCAAGUGUUGAUUUGUUAAAGAGUGAUAUUUUAAUUGUUCUACUAUUUUUGUAUAUUUUUGGAAGUACAGAUUAAGUUUUU
This is a messenger RNA of Zophobas morio, 1721 nucleotides long. RefSeq lists its product as uncharacterized. The transcript is spliced from 6 exons. NCBI's taxonomy places the organism in Eukaryota, Metazoa, Arthropoda, Insecta, Coleoptera, Tenebrionidae. The record is from RefSeq and is a predicted model, not a curated record. The coding region runs from base 80 to 1651 and encodes 523 amino acids.